This is a messenger RNA of Suillus subalutaceus, 546 nucleotides long. RefSeq lists its product as uncharacterized. The transcript is spliced from 5 exons. The coding region runs from base 1 to 546 and encodes 181 amino acids. Lineage: Eukaryota; Fungi; Basidiomycota; Agaricomycetes; Boletales; Suillaceae. The record is from RefSeq and is a predicted model, not a curated record.
AUGUCCGAGUCGAGCCACGCACCAAUCCAUUUAAAUAUCUCUAGUGAUGUACCAUCAGCGUCACGUAUGCGCCCUCGACAUACCAAUAAGUGGCAAGCCAGCCAUGUUCUGGGUGACUCUGGCAGUGGUAUCGCAGAUUUGUACGAUGUAGUCGAUGCUAUUGGCUCGAUGACCAUCAACGAUGUUGAUGAACUUGAAGCUAACCUCAUCAUGGACCUCGCAAGGGCCCGACGGGAUAUAUUCAAUGCAGAGAAAACACUUGCCGAUUGCGUCGUCCCGAGAAUACAAGAAAAUACGGUCUUUCUCACCACCCAGUGCCACACAAUCUUCACAACUCAUUCACAUCCUGCCAUCAGGUUACUGUGGGGAACUAUCAAAAAAUGUCGAUGCUGGGAGAAAUUUACUGUGAGCUCUGUCCCGCUGUGGGUUACUGUCGAAAAUGUUGAUGUCUGUGGAGAAAUUUACUGUGAGCUCUGUGCCGCUGUGGGGCGCUGUGGGAAACUGUGGGAAAUGUCGAUGUCUGUGGAGAAAAUUGGGGUUUACUGA